AGAUAAAACAACGCUGCAGUUUAGAAAAUUUGCAUGGGGGUUCCCUUUAUUUUUAUCAAUAGAAAAAAUCUAAAAAUGUAAACUUCAAUAUGCAACUUGAGAAACUUCUAUAACUUAUCGUUAUUAUAGUUUAUUAUACUGUUAAAAUAAUUUGAAUAUUAACAUUAAGCAUUAAAUGAAAUACUGAAUUAAUUUAUUGUAAUAAAAGUGAAAGCAGUUUUUAUACAUUGACAAAGAAAAACUAAUAAAUUGUGAACUGUUUAGCAUUUUAAUAUUUUGAAAUCUUUGAGAAGUAUGUCAUUUCUAAGGGGAUCACUCAAUUAUGUUUGGUGUACAACAAGUGUGCUUGGAAAGGGAGCAACUGGAUCUGUUUUCCAGGGUGUUAACAAGAACACUGGAGAAUCGGUAGCCGUUAAAACAUUCAAUCCCUACAGCCACAUGCGACCACAGGAAGUUCAAAUGCGUGAAUUUGAAGUUCUGAAAAAGGUCAAUCAUGAAAAUAUUGUGAAAUUGUUGGCAAUUGAAGAUGACCAAGAGGGACGAGGCAAAGUCAUCGUCAUGGAACUCUGCACGGGUGGAAGCUUAUUUAAUAUCUUAGAUGAUCCUGAGAAUGCUUAUGGUCUGCCAGAGAAGGAGUUCCUUCUUGUUUUGGAGCAUCUGUGUGCUGGAAUGAAGCACUUGCGUGAUAAUAAUUUGGUUCAUCGUGACUUGAAGCCAGGAAAUAUCAUGAAAUUCAUGUCUGAAGAUGGCCAGACCAUAUACAAGCUGACGGAUUUUGGUGCUGCCAGAGAAUUGGAGGAGAAUCAACCCUUUGCCUCGUUGUAUGGCACAGAAGAGUACCUGCAUCCCGAUUUGUAUGAGCGAGCAGUUCUUCGUAGGUCUGUGAACCGAUCGUUCACCGCAAAUGUUGACCUUUGGUCGAUUGGAGUUACACUCUAUCACGUAGCAACUGGAAAUUUACCAUUCCGUCCUUUCGGUGGUAGAAAAAACCGUGAAACCAUGCACCAAAUUACCACCAGAAAGGCAUCAGGGGUUAUUUCGGGAACUCAAUUAUCUGAAAACGGUCAAAUUGAGUGGUCUACAACUUUACCUCAACACUGCCACUUAACUGCCGGCUUAAAAACCCUUGUCACUCCUCUGCUUGCUGGUCUGCUCGAGGAAGAUCGCACGAAAACUUGGUCAUUCGAUACAUUCUUCCAACAGGUCACAUUGGUUUUGAGGAAGAAAGUUUUCCAUGUCUUCUUCAUCAAUCGCACAGACAGCAUUGAAGUUUUCCUCGAACCCGAGGAUCAAAUUGAAGAAUUCAAAGAUCACAUAUUCAUUCAGACUGAAGUACCAUGUGAAAAGCAAAUUCUUUUAUAUUGCAAUGAGCAUUUGGAAUCAAGACUUGGAAAUUUAUGUGCCAGUGCAUUUCCACCGACUGAACGAGAAAAUCCAAUUUUCUUAUAUAGCAAUGAAGAUAAUAAUGUUCAACUACCAACACAAUUGGAACUUCCAAAAUUUCCAGUAUUUCCAAGUAAUGUUUCGGUAGAAAACGAUGCCAGUUUGGCAAAGGCUGCAUGUAGUGUUGGUCAUGAAUGCAAACGCCGAAUAGAGACUCUCACAUCAAUAGACAUACUUAUUAAAAAGGCUGUGCAACAGUUUAUUGAAACACUUACAACAACGUUGAAACUUUUACAAAAAAAAACCAAAAGUUCUGAAGAAUUAUUAACAACUGUGAUCGAGUACGCGGAAGUUGUCUCUUAUGCAAAUAAAGCUGCAAAACCUGAAGAUGAUCCAAAAAUUUUGGAAGAAAUCAAAGGCAACUUUGAUCGAGCAGCCGAUGUUAUUGCACAGCUACAUAAACACUUUGUCGAAGAUGAUACCCUAAGUGAGGAAUGGCGUUCAGCUAUGCAUGGAAAAAUAUGUGCAUGUAAAGCGCGUUCUAGUGCAAAAGCCAAAUAUCUAAUUGAUCGUUUGAGGGAUUCAUGGCAACAUUUACUUCGAGAUAGAGCAACUAGAACUCUCACUUAUAACGAUGAACAGUUUCAUGCUCUCGAAAAAAUAAAAGUUGACAGAAAUGGCAAACGAAUUAAGUCGCUCCUAUUGGAUGAUGUCAAACCAUCUGUAGCUCAUAUGGCCGAAUGUCUUGCCGAUUGGUAUAAACUAGCCCAGACCGUCUAUCUAAAGUCACAAAUUCUCGAAAAAGACGUUCGAGAUUGUGACCGGCAACUACAAUCGGUACGCGGUAAUCUCAAUGAUAUUCGAUGUAAUUUGAAAAUCCAACAAAAAGAAGACAAGGAUAAUGAUGAAAUAAACAAGCUCUCCAAAAACGAACAGAAAAAUUUCAUGAAAUUUAUUCAAGAGCAACAGAAAGAGGUGGUAGUUAUAUUGCGACAAAAUCGAAAACUUAUAACCAUGCUUCAGGAUAUCGGUUUGAGCCCGAAUGAAAUAAGUUCCUCAAUUCAAGUCAAGCAACAAUGAAUCUGAUGGGAGUUUUUUCUUUACUCCUUAUGAUAGAGAAGAAACAACAAAAAAACAAUCGAGGGGAGAAUGGUGGUGAAUGUGUGUUGUUUUGUUUUUCUUUUUUGUUCAAAGUGAAAAAAAAGACUUGUGUGGCAAGUAUUAAUUAUAGUUUUAUUAUUUUUAUGUUAUUUUAUUGAUUGUGUCGAGCUUUAUUUGGUAUGUAGCAUAUGUAGCACAAGGCUCCACAGAUUUUAUGAUCUUCUAUUUUUUUAUGUAAUAAAUAAAAUUAUUAUGUAUUUGA
Eupeodes corollae is the source of this 2746-nucleotide messenger RNA. It is a transcript of the gene IKKepsilon, whose product is annotated as serine/threonine-protein kinase TBK1. Gene Ontology annotation, biological process: peptidyl-serine phosphorylation. Gene Ontology annotation, molecular function: ATP binding; protein serine/threonine kinase activity. Gene Ontology annotation, cellular component: cytoplasm. The record is from RefSeq and is a predicted model, not a curated record. The coding region runs from base 295 to 2463 and encodes 722 amino acids. Lineage: Eukaryota; Metazoa; Arthropoda; Insecta; Diptera; Syrphidae. The transcript has 9 exons.